Messenger RNA from Aplosporella prunicola CBS 121167, 2322 nucleotides. RefSeq lists its product as uncharacterized. Lineage: Eukaryota; Fungi; Ascomycota; Dothideomycetes; Botryosphaeriales; Aplosporellaceae. Gene Ontology annotation, cellular component: RQC complex. Gene Ontology annotation, biological process: rescue of stalled cytosolic ribosome; ribosome-associated ubiquitin-dependent protein catabolic process. The coding region runs from base 39 to 2171 and encodes 710 amino acids. The record is from RefSeq and is a predicted model, not a curated record. The transcript has 2 exons.
CUCUCUUUCCGUCAAACUUUCUCAUUUCCCACGCCGACAUGUCUGCUCGUGCUUUGCGAAAGGCUCAGCGUGAGCUAGAGGAGAAACGACAGCAGGAGCUGGCUGCGCAACGUGCGGAAGAGGAGGAAGACUCAGAAGAAGAGCUAUCCUCCAGGCCGCAGGCGAAGCCCAGCUUGUUUGCGAUGCUAGGAGGUGACGACGAUGAUGAUGACGAGGAGCAGGAUGAAGCAGAGGAAGCUCUCGCUGCUCGCGAAGAGAGCGAAGAAGAGCCCGCCACCACACCGCAACCCAAGGCAACAAGCGCGAAGCGCAAGAAGAAGAAGAAGAAGGGCAAAGGCGCUGCCAAAUCCGCAAACGAAACACCUACCCGCGACUAUACCGAGACCUCCCAGCUCGACGAAAUCGACAUUGCUUUGCGCUCCCUCAACGUCACCAAACCCGGCGGCGACGCGAAGCCGACAGAGGAAAGCUCCUUGGACCCGUCCGUCCACGAACUAUACAAGCUCUUGUCCAUCGAUUCGCAAAGCCUGCAUGCUGCGAACGAGAUGCGCCGUCUCUUUGGGCGAGCGGCUUUAGAAAGAGAUGAUGACGAAGCUGCUCCGGGCGGGCGGCGAGGCAGAGGUGCACAGCAGAUGGGACUGGCUGGCGCCGUGGCGGGCCGCAACAUGCCCGGAGGUCGCGGUUUGGCUUCUCUGGGCUUGCGGCGGAACCUCUUUAUACAGGGCAAGGAGGAGUGGCCCCGGGCUACAGCAGGCGGUCUCGGCAUGGAGAUCGUAGAGAAACGCGCAGACGGCACAGUGGAAUAUAGGUUCGUGCACAAUGGAGCAUAUCAAGAUGUGCAAAGGCAAUUUGAGUCUUGCGUGGCCUCUAUGGACCCAAAUCGCAUGGUCCAGCUGCUUCAAUUCAAUCCAUACCAUAUUUCAACCUUGCUUCAAGUAUCCGAAAUCGCGAAACAAGAGCGGGAUCACGCGACUUCGGGAGACCUUCUCGAAAGAGCUCUCUUCUCAUUUGGCAGAGCGGUUCACUCAACUUUCUCGAACAAUCUCACUCAAGGCAAAGCUCGAUUCGACUUCCGGAGACCAGAGAACCGCGAGUUCUGGCUCGCUGCAUGGCGCUACGUCAGCAACCUUGGAAUGCGAGCAACGUGGCGUACCGUGUAUGAGUGGGCUAAGCUUUUGCUGAGCCUUGACCCAGAAAAUGACCCAUUCUGCGUCCGACUGGUCAUCGAUCAAUUCGCUUUCCGUGGACGCUCUCAGCAAGAUUUCAUCAACCUUGCAGAGAGCGAGUUCUUCAAGACCCGAUGGCAACACUUGCCGAAUGUUCAGAUGACCCUGGGUCUGGCAUACGUGCAGACGGGCAACCGCAGCAAGGGGCAGCAGAAGCUAUUUACGGCCAUUGGCCGCUACCCUUGGGUAGCUGCCCGCCUGUUCCAAGAGUUGGAGUUGAACGACACACCACCAGGCAUCUGGGGGAAGCAACCACGCACGCCGUACGAAAACCUCGUCACGGAACUCUACGUCGUUCGAGCAAAAGACGUUUGGAACACGCCAGAGGCUAAGAACUUGCUCGUCGAAGUUGCUUCAGCUGUUCAACCAUCAGCGGCGGCAGCGGUCGAAGCGGAUCAUCCUAUUACGAGAGACGUCGCUCGUCAUACCAUUCUCACGGACAACCCAACAUUAAUUAGUCUCGUCCCAAGAUCGUUGACGUCAAAGGUCGCGUCAGCGUCCGAUCCUCUACCCCCUGAAGAUAAUAUGGCAUCCUACGAUCCCAGCCCUAGGGCAGCAAAUCCUCGUCGUGCGGCCCAGAACGAGGCUGAGAUAAGACGGGAGUACAGCACGCUACGAACCUUUUUCCAGAGCAUAAUGCCCUGGUUCCGGCCUGAUGCGCCAGAGGGCGGUGCGGCUGAGGCAGCUGAAAUGCCCACCGAGGAAGAAGUGGAAAGGCGCAUUGUGGAGUCGGGGAUCCCGUUUCAGGAAUUUUGGGAGAGGACCGAGAGGUUUGCGCAGCUGCAGAACGCAAUCGACGUGAUUGACGGCAUGGAACGCGCACCGGCCGAGCUGCCGGACCUGGAGACGAUGCAGGCGCAGAGUCUGGCCGAAGCUGAAGCUGAAGCUGAAGCUGAGGGCGGGGGCGGAGAUACAGCUCGGGACGAUCGGGAGCAAGAGCACUGAGAGUCUGAGGCUUGGAGGAGUGCUUGGGACGCUGAGUGGUGUCGUACAUAGGGAUUUUCACAUGGCAAUCAGCGUGUCGCGACGAUUGUUUGAAGCCACAAGCCACACAAGUUUUAGAGAGCGUCCGCGGUUAGGCCGGCCGUGGCAGGGG